AUGGCCACUCAAGUUCCUCGUGUUCCAACAUCGCAGCUGUUCUCCCUUGAAGGCAAAACAGUCAUCGCAACUGGAGGUACAGGGGGACUUGGUUUGGAAAUUUGCAUCGCUCUGGCAGAGAGCGGAGCCGAUAUUGUGUCCAUUCAUCUUCCGCAAGACCCCGGCCAGGGCGCGCUGGAAGAAGGAGUGAGAAAAGUUGGGAGGAAAGUAACUGGUUUCGCGUGCGAUGUCGGAGACUCGAACCAACUUCGGGCGACGUUCGAUCGCAUGUGGAAGUCGAGCAUCGUACCGGAUAUUCUUUUGAAUUGUGCGGGCUUAAACCGGAGGGGCCCGAUCGAGGAAGUGACCGAUGACCAAAUUGACCUAAUCAUCUCAGUUAACUUGAAAGGGGCCUACAUCGCUGCUCAAGAAUUCGGAAAACGUUUAAUUGAACUUGCCCGGCCAGGAAAGAUCAUCAACUUCGGUUCUUUUACAUCUUUCGUGGCAAUGACAAAUGUCUCAGUAUAUGCGGCCACCAAAGGGGGAGUUUUACAAAUGACCAAAGCCUUUAGCAAUGAAUGGGCAUGUCACGGGAUUCAAGUAAACUGUAUUUGUCCUGGGUACAUAAAAACUCCCCUGGCGCAAGCACUUCUGGAUAAGUAUCCCGAGAUGGAGGAGUACAUUGUCAAUCGCACCCCGUGUGGAAGAUGGGGUCAUCCUUCAGACCUUCGUGGUACUGCUCUGUUUCUCAGUAGUCCGGCCUCCGAUUUCGUUACUGGGACAAGUAUAGUCGUUGAUGGAGGAAUGAUGUUUCGAUGA
Molecule: messenger RNA, 798 nt
Organism: Cladophialophora bantiana CBS 173.52
Lineage: Eukaryota; Fungi; Ascomycota; Eurotiomycetes; Chaetothyriales; Herpotrichiellaceae
Exons: 4
Coding region: 1-798 (265 amino acids)
Molecular function (GO): oxidoreductase activity, acting on the CH-OH group of donors, NAD or NADP as acceptor
Source: RefSeq, a predicted model, not a curated record